This is a messenger RNA of Cynoglossus semilaevis (tongue sole), 1853 nucleotides long. Its product is annotated as C-C chemokine receptor type 5-like. Gene Ontology annotation, cellular component: membrane; external side of plasma membrane. NCBI's taxonomy places the organism in Eukaryota, Metazoa, Chordata, Actinopteri, Pleuronectiformes, Cynoglossidae. Bases 256 to 1314 code for a protein of 352 amino acids. The transcript is spliced from 3 exons. Gene Ontology annotation, biological process: calcium-mediated signaling; cell chemotaxis; G protein-coupled receptor signaling pathway. The record is from RefSeq and is a predicted model, not a curated record. Gene Ontology annotation, molecular function: C-C chemokine binding; C-C chemokine receptor activity.
UGUGGGUGAAAAAGAGAAGUGUUUUUUUUUUUCUGUCUCUGGUGUUCUGCUCGUUUCUGUUGUAAGGUGUGAAACCUGAUCUUCUGAUAAAGAUCUUUCAGCCACUCUUAAGGCAAAUCAGUCAACAUACUUUGUUUGUUACUAUUGAUUGGCUGUUCAGUUUAUGCAUGUUUCCUCUGUCAUUCUGUUCUGCCCCCCAAAGCUGUGACAGUAAAGAAAAAAAGAGACUUGAUUCGCAGCAGCUGAAACUUCACCAUGUCAGGUUCUGGAUUCUACAACACCAACCUGCCAUAUGAUUACGACUUAUACUUCAAUGAUAACGAAUCAAACAUUGAACCAUGUGAUGAUAUGGGUCCAAGGAUCUUAGAGAUAUUUGUGCCAACUCUCUACAGUCUGGUAUUCAUCCUAGGCUUUCUGGGUAACGGCCUGGUGGUGUGUGUGCUGCUGAAACACCGGCAUCAGACCAACCUGACAGACAUCUGCCUGCUGACCCUGGCUCUGUCUGACUUGGUCUUCGUCCUCACUCUGCCUUUCUUUGCCCACUUCGCCGCCUAUAGUGAGUGGGUCUUUGGAGGUUUCAUGUGCAGUUUCCUGAGAGGCAGCCACUACGUAGGCUUCUUCAGCAGCAUCUUCUUCAUGGUAGCCAUGACCCUGGACCGCUACGUAUCCAUCAUGCAUGCAAACAAAAUGAUUCGUUGCCGCACCCUGAGGUCAGGCGUCAUCCUGAGCAUCUGUAUCUGGCUGCUGAGUUUCUGUGUCUCCCUUCCAGCUUUUAUCUUCUCUCACGUCCAACAUUAUAGUUAUUCCAUCUGUGUGUAUGCACCAGAUGACAUGGUCUGGAAGUUUUAUGACAUCUUUGCAACCUGCAUUCUAGGUCUUGUGCUUCCCAUGUUGGCUAUGGUAGUUUGUUACUCCAGGAUCAUCCCUACGUUGUUGAGCAUGAGGAGCACAAAGAAGCACCAUGCUGUCAGGCUAAUCAUCCUUAUAGUGGUUGUCUUUUUCAUCUUCUGGUUUCCGUUUAACAUUUCCAUGCUCUUGGAUUUUUUGCAGGUUUUGGGCAAACUGCCUUUCACCUGUGAAUUACAAAAGAACCUUUACAUAUCACUGGUUGUGACUGAGAGCUUAGCUUACACUCACUGUUGCCUGAACCCCAUCAUUUAUGCUUUUGCUGGACAGAAGUUCAUGAAGCGUGCCUGUAGGCUGCUUAAGACAUGGGUUCCUUGGAUUCCUCUCGCAGAUUUUCCAGACAGCUCAUUCAGGAAGAGCUCAGUCAGGUCCAGGUCGUCUGAAGUCACAACCAUCUCUUUCAAGUAAAUGUGAGGAUGACUGGGUGUGAAAACCCCCCAGAAACAUCAGUGUUGUCUUCUGUGUUUCCUCAGGUACUUAUAUAUGGUUGUCAAUUAGAAUCAGAAAAUGCCUUAUUAACCCUGAUGCUACAGCCUGUUGAUGUUACAGGUAUACCUUUACACCAGCAUGCGGUAAACUUAGUGACAAAAAGAUAGCGGAUAAACAAUUAGAUAGAAUUCUGCUACUGACUGCAUUUUGCUACUUUUCUGGGUUUUUCAUAGAAGCACUGCUGCCUUUUAGUGGUAUUACUGUCACCCAAUGGUAGAAAUGCAGUAUUACAGUAUAUAGGUUGUAGAUUUCCAUCCAUAAAUGGACUAAUGGCUUGUAACAUUAGAUAGAAAUAAGGUGUGUUAACUGUGAUGCAUCAAAAAUUACAAAAAGAUUCUGUGCAAACCUUUGUAUAUAAGAACUAUUUUCUACUUAAGAUCCUGUUUUUUGUACAGUCUUUGACCAUUUGUUUCUGCAAAACAACAUUUCUCCAGUAAUUGAUCAGUUCAAGUUCAAUC